Messenger RNA from Melopsittacus undulatus (budgerigar), 2111 nucleotides. It is a transcript of the gene TBR1, whose product is annotated as T-box brain transcription factor 1. Gene Ontology annotation, cellular component: nucleus. Gene Ontology annotation, molecular function: DNA-binding transcription factor activity, RNA polymerase II-specific; RNA polymerase II cis-regulatory region sequence-specific DNA binding. The transcript is spliced from 6 exons. The record is from RefSeq and is a predicted model, not a curated record. Gene Ontology annotation, biological process: positive regulation of DNA-templated transcription; regulation of neuron projection development; regulation of transcription by RNA polymerase II. Lineage: Eukaryota; Metazoa; Chordata; Aves; Psittaciformes; Psittaculidae. The coding region runs from base 78 to 2111 and encodes 677 amino acids.
CAGGAUGUCUAGCUUCUGAUACUAAGGAGCCCUUUCAGAUCCAGGGACUGAAGGGUUAUUACUGUGGUGCUAGAGCUAUGCAGCUGGAGCAUUGUCUUUCUCCCUCUAUCAUGCUCUCCAAGAAAUUUCUCAAUGUGAGCAGCAGUUACCCACAUGCAGGCGGAUCUGAGCUUGCCUUGCAUGAUCAUCCCAUUAUCUCGACCACUGACAACCUGGAGAGAAGUUCACCUUUGAAAAAAAUUACCAGGGGGAUGACGAAUCAGUCAGAUACAGACAAUUUUCCUGACUCCAAGGACACACCAGGGGACGUCCAGAGAAAUAAACUCUCUCCCGUCUUGGACGGGGUCUCUGAGCUUCGUCACAGUUUCGAUGGAUCUGCUGCAGAUCGCUAUCUGCUCUCUCAGUCCAGCCAGCCCCAGUCUGCUGCCUCUGCUCCUAGUACCAUGUUCCCUUACCCCAGCCAGCAUGGACCUGCUCACCCAGCCUUCUCCAUCGCCAGCCCCAGCCGCUACAUGGCUCACCAUCCUGUGAUCACCAACGGAGCUUACAACAGCCUCCUCUCCAACUCUUCUCCACAAGGCUACCCCACGGCGGGCUACCCGUACCCCCAGCAGUAUGGCCAUUCCUACCAAGGGGCACCUUUCUACCAGUUCUCCUCCACCCAGCCGGGGCUGGUUCCCGGCAAGGCUCAGGUCUACCUGUGCAACAGGCCACUCUGGCUGAAAUUUCACCGGCACCAGACGGAGAUGAUCAUCACGAAGCAGGGGAGGCGCAUGUUCCCUUUCCUAAGUUUUAAUAUUUCUGGUCUCGACCCCACGGCUCACUACAAUAUUUUUGUGGAUGUAAUUUUGGCGGAUCCCAACCACUGGAGAUUUCAAGGAGGCAAAUGGGUUCCUUGCGGCAAGGCGGACACCAAUGUACAAGGAAACCGGGUGUACAUGCACCCCGACUCCCCCAACACGGGAGCCCACUGGAUGCGCCAGGAAAUCUCCUUUGGGAAACUAAAACUUACAAACAAUAAAGGAGCAUCAAACAACAACGGGCAGAUGGUGGUUUUGCAGUCCCUCCACAAGUACCAGCCACGCUUGCAUGUGGUGGAGGUGAACGAAGACGGGACGGAGGAUACCAACCAGCCGGGCAGAGUGCAGACCUUCACCUUCCCCGAGACGCAGUUCAUAGCGGUCACCGCCUACCAAAACACCGAUAUCACACAGCUGAAAAUAGACCACAAUCCUUUCGCAAAAGGUUUCAGAGACAAUUAUGACACGAUCUACACGGGCUGCGACAUGGACCGGCUGACACCUUCCCCCAACGACUCGCCCCGCUCUCAAAUUGUGCCCGGGGCCCGCUACGCCAUGGCCGGCUCCUUCCUCCAGGACCAGUUCGUGAGUAACUACGCCAAGUCCCGCUUCCACCCCGGGGCAGGAGCCGGCCCGGGGCCCGGCGCCGACCGCAGCGUGCCCCACACCAACGGGCUGCUCUCCCCACAGCAAGCCGAGGACCCGGGGGCCCCCUCGCCGCAGCGCUGGUUCGUCGCGCCCGCCAACAACCGCCUCGACUUCGCCGCCUCCGCCUACGACACGGCCACCGACUUCGCCGGCAACGCGGCCACGCUGCUUUCCUACGCGGCCGCCGGCGUCAAGGCGCUGCCGCUGCAGGCUGCCGGCUGCGCCGGGCGACCGCUGGGCUACUACGCUGACCCCUCGGGCUGGGGGGCCCGCAGCCCUCCGCAGUACUGCAGCAAGUCCGGCUCCGUGCUCUCCUGCUGGCCUAACAGCGCGGCGGCGGCGCGCAUGGCCGCCGGGAACCCCUACUUAGGGGAGGAGGCGGAGAGCCUGGCCCCAGAGCGGUCCCCCUUGCCGGGCGCCGAGGACUCCAAGCCCAAAGAUUUGUCCGACUCCAGCUGGAUCGAGACGCCGUCGUCCAUUAAGUCCAUCGACUCCACCGAUUCUGGGAUUUACGAGCAGGCCAAAAGGAGACGGAUCUCCCCCUCGGACACCCCGGUGUCCGAGAGCUCCUCGCCGCUCAAGAGCGAGGUGCUCACCCAGCGGGACUGCGAAAAGACCUGCGCCAAGGACAUCGGCUACUACGGCUUCUACUCGCACAGCUAG